AUGGAUCAAGAUCAGGAUGAUCCGUUCGACUGGUCUGUCGAUCAGGUUGUGCAAUAUCUUUGUCGCAAUGGAUCUACUCCGUGGUCCGUUUCGAAGAGUCCGAGCCCUCUACCAGACCGAAAGCCUCUCGAGGCUGCGCUUCGCGAACACGGAAUCACAGGAGAGGUACUACUCAAUGCGCGUCUUGAAGAUUUCCUUAGAAAUAGUCUGAAACUCAAGGAGGGUCCCUAUUACACGGUCAGUAAGGCGAUUCAAUAUGCUCAGCGUCUCUCUGCAAAAUAUCAAGCUCUACAAAAUCAGGAACGGUCGCAGUUUGCCUCUACAAUGCUUCCUAUGAUGAACAACGAUCAAGCUUGGGCACAUCCUUUCAACCCUGCUCGGAUAUACAAUUAUACACCUGCCACCUUCCAUUUUUCUCAAUCCACAUUUUGGGGGAAUCCUUCUAUAGCGGGAAAUGAGGGGGACAGGUUACCAAAUGAGCAGCUCCUUGCUAACUUGCAGGCUACACAAAUCCCAUCAUCGCCUCGAAUAGCCGAGGUCGAUGAUGUCGAGUUACGUGAUGCCCGCGUCGAGAAUGGUGAUGGAAAUACAGGUCAGGCAGCCUCGCCCAUAUUGCGUUCGAAUGAAGCUAUCCACAUUGAUGAACACGGUCGAAAGCGGAGAAGACUAAAUCUCACUUCAAAUGAACCGCAUCCCUCAAAAACACCAGCAUCACAAGAAAGACGGACAGAGAUAUCAGCGCAUACUUCUCCUGAGUCUUGGUAUAUGGGACCUGAUAAGAUGGAUACUGCAGAUAUUUUCUACCCAAUCCAAGCCGAUUCAAAAAGUGACGAUUGGUCCUUUUCCUUUUCUAAACGCUCUCUUGGUCAAAGACUUUUUGUGAAAAGAAAGCUGUUACGUUUUUUUCGCAAGCAAGCCGUAUACUUGCCAUCACAGAAAGGGACUCGUCGUUUCGCUGUGUUUCCUUAUGAUGAAGAUGAAGCAAACCGUGGCAAGCCCAGAUACUAUACAAUGUACACAUCACACAAAGGUACCACGAAAGUCAACAUGAAGUCCACCGCUGAUCCUGAUCACGAAGUCGAGGAUCAGAGCUCGCAUGUCCAGACGGCAAGUCCUUACGAUUACCUUCUCCAAAAGUAUCCAGUUAAAGAGGAUGGGGAUAUAUAUCCUGUGUUUGGUGAUUCUGGCUCAGAAGGCGAAUAUGACUCUGAUACGUGGCGCGAAAUAGAAGAUGAAAGAGAACAGGCGACAGUUCGAGGUCCAAGAUUUCUGUCGAUGCAGCAGGUAGAUUCUAUAAUCGAUCAAUGCAUCAAAAACUACGAGGAGCAAUGGAGGACCAAGAACUUGCCUAAGCUGGAACUCGAAGCCCACAGAUUAUGGGUAGAUGCUCUUCGGAACCGGUGUCGUAAUGCCCGCAUUAAGAUCAUGUUGGAUGGCAUCGAACGCCUAAAUUUACGGCUGAGAAAAAUUAGAAAAGAACUUCAUGGUCAUGAAUGGAUGCAGCGUGUCCAUCUGGAAAACCAGUGCGAAAGCAUGGAGCGAACAGUCUUCGAGCUCGAAGAUCAGAAGCGGCGAAUUGCUAUUUUGGAGUUACCGCGAUGCCCUCCCAAGCCUUCUUUGGAACAUCGUAUAGCUGCAAAGCCAAGAAAGAGAAUUGUUCGGACUCCCCCAGAGGAAGAAUCACUGGGAUCUGACUCCGAUGAUGAAUCGUUAGGAGACUUUAUUGAGGAUAAUAUGGAUCUCGAUAUUGAUAGUGGCCCCAGCACGGAUGCAGCACCGAAUGGUGAGCACAACGCUGAUACUCAAGCAGCGGUCGACAUUCCCAGUACUACUACAGAUUCUCACAUCCUCAGUGACUCUAAUAGUCCUCAUGCUCGGCGGAAAUCUGCUCGAGCGGACAUUACCAACAAAGAAUUCAUUAAUGAAAACAACCAUGAUAGCGAGUAUGCAGGUGCCCAGCGUCGAUUAGGCUUCUACUAUUCAUCUGGUAGCGACUCAGACGAGUACUCGCCGCAGCCAACUAUUAAUGUGGCUGGUCACGAUGUCGAAGUCAUUGAUCUGACCAUGAGCCCCAAAUCGAAAUCGGAUGUGCCUUUGAAUAUUGUACGACCACUAAAGACGAAAAGCCGGACUUCAGGAAUUGACAACAAUGUGUCGGUGGUUGUUCCCUCUUCGCAGAAAUCAAAUAUUUUUUCAGAAUCCGAUGUCAAAGAAGAUCCUGAAUCAAAACACGCCCGUUCGGGAGAAUAUAAGGACAAAAAGAAAGGUGAUUUUCCUUCAGGUCGCCGUCCGAGCCGAAUAGAACUUCUGGAAAUGAUGAUACAGGGGCUCCCCGAGAAAACUCGCUCAGCAAUGAUCGAUCGCCUUCCCACAUAUUCGGAGAGAAGGCUCAAGCAUGUAGUUAAAGGAGCAUUGAGAGCCCUUGACAAGGACAAGCGCCAUGUACCAGGAAUGAAUGAUGACGAUAGUGACUUGGUGAUGCGAGCUACAGUUUUAUAUAUUGCAUGGGUCAAUUUGCGGCAAUUCAACACAUCCGGUAUUGCUAAAACAUCAAUCAAGAAGACUAUCGACAACAUUGAGAACCCUGAAGGUGACAGUAGCGUUAAUUUCGCUGAAUACGUUUCACAGCUUUUUCAGUUACUUGAUCAAUACAAUCCGAAGCCCACCAGCCCUAGCACAGGUGACUCCGAUGAGGAGGAGCUGGUUUCUUCUUCUCGGUCGCCACAUAAGAGAAAGAGACACCUGAAAGAAGACCAGGCAGUGAAAAGUGGGCAGGUCGCUGCUAAGCAGCGUGUCGAGCACCAAGAACAGCAGCGGAAAAUGUUGGAACAACGUCUGGAACGAGUUGGAGUUAGCAACAGUGAUCCAGAGCACCAGGCCGUGAGCUUUGAACAGCCAACAAUAUUUCUUCACCCUCAUAUUGGGCGACGCGUUAAGCCACACCAACUCUCUGGCAUUCAAUUUAUGUGGCGUGAGCUGAUACAGAACGAGAAGCGGGAUGGCUGUCUCCUGGCGCACACCAUGGGUCUAGGGAAGACCAUGCAAGUAAUCUCUCUACUGGUUACUAUUGCUGCCGCUGCAAAUUCUCCAGACCGUGCGAUUCGCAAUCAAGUACCGGAUUUUUUCCAUCGUUCUCAGACGCUUAUAUUAUGCCCCCCCUCAUUAAUUGACAAUUGGUAUGAGGAAUUUUUGAUGUGGACACCAAAGGAACACGCCUUGGGCCCAAUACGGAAAAUUGCUCCCUCAGAUCACCCUAGCACCAGGAUUUCCACGGUCGAACAAUGGCAUACGGAGGGAGGUAUCUUAAUUUUGAGUUACCACCUGUUCCGUAACUGGGUCGAACAGAAAACAAGGAAAAAUCAGAAAUAUGCACCGGAAGCACAGGUUCUGCCACAAGUGAGAGAAUACUUAUUGAAGGAUCCCAGAAUAAUUGUUGCCGAUGAGGCGCACCAAAUGAAAAACAAGGACUCCGUAUUAGCUCAGGCAGCAUCCCUGCUACAAUCGAAGAGUCGUAUCGCACUUACUGGUUCUCCUCUGGCAAAUAAUCUCAUUGAUUAUUAUGCGAUGGUUAACUGGAUUUCUCCAAAGUACUUGGAUAAGAUUGACGUCUUUCGUGCCAGGUAUCUUGAGCCAAUUGAACAAGGGCUGUUUGCCGACAGCACAUAUUUUGAACAGCGCAAGUCGCUCAAAAAAUUGCAGAUCCUGAAGGAGAUUCUGAAUCCCAAGAUAAACCGAGCAGAUAUCUCCGUUUUGGAAGGCAGUUUGCCAAUGAAGGUUGAAUUUGUGAUCACUGUGCCCCUUACCGAAGUUCAGAAGAAAGCCUACAAUCAAUAUGCAACUUCACUUUUGGAUGCGAAAUCAGGGGCAUCAUCGGUCUUGAGCACUACUCUCCUCUCUUGGUUGGCUGUCUUAGGACUAUGCUGCAAUCAUCCUUCCUGUUUCUAUGACAAACUGGCCAAGAGAGCUGAAGAACUGGCCCCUAAAAAUAUAAGUGAAGAACUUGCCGAUCAGGAAGCAUUCCCAGGCGAAGUGCCGUUGAGCUCGCUUGGUUUUAACGAAGCUAUGUGGGCACCUCAAAAGGAGCUUUUAUCAACUGUCCCUGAUCUCGACCACCCGAGACAUUCCUAUCGAGCAGAGAUAUUUAGAAGAAUCGUCGAGGAAUCUGUGCGCGUUGGUGACAAAAUUCUUUGCUUCUCGCAAAGCAUUCCAACACUAAAUUACCUUGAGAGGCUUUUGCAGUCAUAUAGCAUUAAGUUUAACCGAUUAGAUGGUAGUACUGCAGUCCGCACUCGCCAGGCAGCUAUCAAGGAAUUCAACAACCGGGAAGAUAUCAAAGUCUACCUCAUAUCCACACGUGCAGGUGGGCUUGGGUUGAAUAUCACUGGCGCAAAUCGUGUGAUCAUUUUCGAUUUCGGCUUCAAUCCUACCUGGGAAGAGCAAGCUGUUGGUCGAGCAUAUCGCCUAGGACAGAAAAAACCGGUCUACAUAUAUCGCUUUCUGUCAGCGGGGACUUUUGAAGAAAUCAUACACAACAAAUCAAUCUUCAAAACUCAAUUAGCAAUGCGUGUGGUUGACAAAAAGAAUGUCCAACGCUCCGCUUCAAAGUCCCUUGGAGAAUAUUUGUUCCCUGUGAAGGACUCACAGAAAGAAGAUAUUUCCGAUUUCAUUGGCAGAGAUCGUGAUGUUUUAGACAAGAUUCUCUUAGCCAAUGACCAAUCUUCCACCAGCAUCUUGAAAAUUGAGCUGACAGAGACAUUUCGUCGGGAGCACAAUGAGAUGCUUACAGAGGAUGAGAAAAAGGAGAUGGAACAAGAGCUUGAAAUGGAAUUGCUAAGAAUGUCUGACCCAGCUGCGUACGAGCGAAAAAUGUUGGAGGCAACGAUGGUCUAUCCUAGUCCAAACGCUGGCGCUGUCAACAACUAUAACAUCGCAUAUGACAGGCCUAUGGCGACACCUCCUUCCACGCAACCUGACAGAGCCUUUUUCAGGCCUCCGCCAUGGGCUGAUACGAAUCCACCUUCAGCCCGGUCAGCUAACCCAACGCCUUCGCCAUUUGUUUCAGGAAGUAACAUCUCUACUCCAUUACCGUUCAGCCAGCCCUCUUUCAGAAUACCAGCUCCCGGACCAAUGUCUAUGCCUAUGCAUCAAAAUAUAAUUUCCACGCCGACAAACAAUAAAGGAAACAACCCUCAAGACCCGGAAAGCAUCGCCGAAGCGUAUUUGAAAUCGAUCAGCGCCCCGAGAGCCAUCAACAAUAAAAGCCACAGUCCUAGUCUUCCUCCUCGUUCUCGUCCCCCUUCUUCGGAGAUUAGACAGCCAUCGAGCUCUUUUACCACACCGACAGUUAGCAAUACUCCCAAUCCCACCUCCCUCCUCACCCUCCUCCAUCAGAAGCUGCAAUAG
Messenger RNA from Talaromyces atroroseus, 5403 nucleotides. RefSeq lists its product as hypothetical. The transcript has 2 exons. Bases 1 to 5403 code for a protein of 1800 amino acids. NCBI's taxonomy places the organism in Eukaryota, Fungi, Ascomycota, Eurotiomycetes, Eurotiales, Trichocomaceae. Gene Ontology annotation, cellular component: nucleus. Gene Ontology annotation, molecular function: ATP-dependent chromatin remodeler activity; ATP binding; ATP hydrolysis activity. The record is from RefSeq and is a predicted model, not a curated record.